AUACUAUCUCCUUCCUAUCUUACCAAACAACACAAAAUAUUAUCCCUCUCCUCUCCACUCCCUCUUAAUCUCUCCAUCAUUCCUAAUCCCUCCAACCUUCCCCUUAAUCAAAUUGGCUCUUAACAGGGACUGAAGGGUGAAAGACCUGGGAGACCCAAAUGGUGGGAGACACGGAGAAAAUGAUCGCGGUAGGCCUGGUAUGGGGAGCUACCAACGCCUUGAUGCGCCGCGGCGCAGUCAUAUGGGACCAUGCCCUCAAAUCCUCUCAUCCGCCCGAUCCCACCCGCAAACCGUUUGAUCGGGUGCGGACCUCAAUCGGCAACUGGGUCAAGCUCCUCGCGAUCUGGCAGUACAUCAUUCCAUUCUUGAUAAACCUCUCGGCCUCCGCCACUUUCUUUGUGAUUCUGAGCCACACCCCAAUCUCGUUGGCUGUGCCCGUCACCAACGCCACCACGUUCGCCGCCACUGCCGUAUUUGGCGUGAUCUUGGGGGAACACACUCACCUGGGUUUUGCUUUCUUUGGUACGAUUUUGAUUGUUCUGGGCGUUUGGCUUUGCAUUUCGUAGCCAGCCAGCCAGCCAGCCAGCUCUGCUGUGAAUCUAUUCUCUUGUAAUCAUAGAUCAUGUGCUGACUUCUCACCCAAUUUAGCUGACCCUUCUGAGCAUUGCUCAACUGCUUGUAAACAGGGGAAGUCCACCAGUUUCCUGGGGUACCAGCGGCACAUUGGCCAAUGCUCACCGGUCCAUUCCACUUGCAGGCCUUUCCCCUGAACCGCCGGAACCUGGCUGUGAAUGGUGCGCUCUUCCAGUCUAUCUUCACCAAGCCACCUCUGGUUGCCCAGUUAUCUGCAUUCCAUAAGCUUGCGUGAACCUUCAUCCCCUGCUUGUUGGGGUACGGAAUACCCUGGUUUUCAUAGUUUCGGAAAACUCGAAUUGGCAAACUAUCAAUGUACCACCUGAGAUUUCAACCAAAGAGCUUAAUACUGCUUGUUUGUUUUGUUUAGUCAAGUAAUAAAAACAGUAAUUUGUGUU
Molecule: messenger RNA, 1031 nt
Organism: Humulus lupulus (European hop)
Lineage: Eukaryota; Viridiplantae; Streptophyta; Magnoliopsida; Rosales; Cannabaceae
Exons: 2
Coding region: 159-566 (135 amino acids)
Source: RefSeq, a predicted model, not a curated record